AUGAUGACCAAAAUUUCUUCUUCCCGCGAUGAUGAAAAUGAUGAUGAUGUGGAAGCGACGCCUUUACUGUCGAAUACUACUAAGUACAUCAAACGGAGAGGAAACUUUGGAACGAGUUUAAUUCGAAAAGGAGGAGGCGUCUUUUUUCUUGCUCUGAUUUUAAUAACGGUCGCCGCUUUGGUGAUGACGAUGACAAACACGAGAACAAAGAUGAGCGGUGGUUUGAGUAAAACGUUGAAAAGACUCGGGGGAGGACAACAAAUGCAACAAGUGAAAACGGGAGUACCGGACGAAGACGAACUGACGAAACAAGAGAAGGAAAAGAUUGACUUCUUCUUAGAGGAGAGAAGGAAAGAACUGGUGAAAGAAGCGGUGGCGAAACACGCGAGGGAACAAGCGAAGAAGGAUUCUUCUCUCGCCGCCGCCGCCGCGGAAGCUUCCUCGAAGGCGUCGUCUUCGAAUACUAAGAGCGAGAAUACUAAUAGCAAUAAUAAUAAUAAUAGUAAGAACAAGAGUGCGAGUGCCGGUAGCGGGAGCAACGGAGGAGGCGAGAGCAACGGAGGCGACGACAAGAAGAACGGUAUCGUCAAUGUUAAUAACAACAACAAUAACGGCAAGAAGGGCGAGAAUGGUAAUGCGAAGAAUACCGCCACUUCGGGGACCGGGUCAUCAGUCGCGUCAUCGGCAAAGGUAGGAGCGGACGAGAAAAACAAUAUCGCGUCAACGAGUACUUUUACUCCGAGUAGUAACAACAACACGAACGCCAAGAAUAGCGGCGGUAGCGCUUCGCCAACGACCACCACCCCCGCGGACGCGAAGCCAAAGCAACAACCGAAACAACAACAACAACAACAACAACAACAACAACAACAACAACAACAACGUGUGCAAAAGAAUGCAACAACAACAACAACGAAUAAUAAUAAUAGUAAUAAUAAUAACAACAACAACAUUAAAAAAGGGGUGGUAGAAGUUGCACCGCACGCUAAGGCAGUUGUUACGGACGCCGCGGUCAUCGUCAAAGACGUCGCGAAGGGUAUCGUCGACAACAUUGCCGACGGUACCUUUCACAUCGACGACGAUGACAUCGGUAAAGUUGAUGCGAGCGAUGAGAAAUACAAGCCGAAUCCGGUAUCGCCGGUGCGCUUUCUCGAUCACGCUUCAAACAACGCGAAAUGUUUGGACGGAUCGCCUCCCGCGUAUUAUUUAUCGAAGCGCAUCGACCGCUCCGUGCGAAGGAAAAGAUGUACAAGCGAUGGUGUCGAACACUCGUGCGGCGAAACGUGGAUCAUCAUGCUUUCCGGUGGAGGCACGUGCGUAAACGACGAGGACUGCACGAGACGGGCGGCGACGGGAUUAGGCUCUUCGAAAUUAGUGCCGAGGACGUAUCACUUCUCGACUGGUAUUCAAUCCGUGUUGAAAUCCAACGAAGCGUUCAACACGGCAAAUAUGGUAAAUAUCGCGUAUUGUUCUGGAGACUCUUGGUUGGGCAGAAGUAGCGAACCGGACGCGUCUGGCGUGACCAUGAACGGCGGUCUCAUCGUCGACGCCGUCUUGGAUGAACUCAUCAACCAUCACGAUUUGUUGUCGGCGAAAAACAUCAUCUUCUCCGGAAAAUCUGCCGGUGGAGUCGGUUUAGUCGCACAAAUCGAUCGGUGGGCGGAUGUUAUCGCACAAGCGUACGAAGCUCAAGGGUACGACCCAAAACUGCAACCUCCCAAAGUGUCCGGCAUCGCCUUCGCUGGAUUUCACUACUUUCACACGCACACGUUUUACGACCCGAGAGAUCAAAUGUCCAUCGGUGAAAAUAAAAACUCUGACGACGAUUCCAAAGAUGACGAUAAAGAAGAGGCGUCGAAGGACAACCACAGCGCGACGAAGAGUAACAAAGAGGAGGAGGAAGAAGAGGAAAUCGAGUCGAUGAAAUUUGACGAGAUGGUGGAACAGAUUUUCGAAGAAAACGCCGAAGAGGAUACACUCUCUUCCGCUUUAGUCACGGACGACGACGAUGCGUUGGUAGAGAAAGCUACGCCUCCCGCGGACAACAACAACAAAAACAACAACAAAAAGUCAAACGAGAAAAACGCCUCCGCUACCGAUGACGAUGACAAGACAAAAGCGAAUGCAAGCACUGCAACCACCAGCACCACCAGCAGCAGCGACAGAGAGGAAACUGGGAUUUUCAGCGAAAUUUUCUCCACGUUUAAAGAUAAAUUGCAAGACAAAUUCCGGCACGCCGCCGCGGAGCUCGGCGAAAGCGACGACGACCAGAAGAGCGAAGACGGCGUCUACUUGAAUUCUGCGGAAAGUCGUCUGCUCUUACGAUUCGGUCUCAACACGACUAACUCCACCAACACCUACGGCCAAAUGAAACCGUCGUUUAUCCCGUGGGACGAGACGAGUUGGAAGAAGUACUUGAAGUUUUGGCGCGCCGAGGAUUCGUUACCGAGCGAGUGCACCAAGCGCGGCAGCAAUCGAAAAGUACACCGUUGUGCGGUGGCAAGAAAUUCGAUCAAAUUUAUCAGAACGCCCAUAUUUUUUGUGCAAGCGUUGACAGAUUCCGUCGUCAUGUCCAUCCACGACAAUUGGCCGUUAGCCGACCACAGGUUUGUCCACGAACCCGAUUUGAAAUCGAUGACGUUGGCGUCGUCCACGACGAAACAUUUGAGCGACGUCCACGAGAAACGAAAACAAACGCAAAGAUUGGUCGAGAAAACCAUCGACGACUUGAACUCUGGUGUUUUAGACAUGAAAGUCUACGAAGACAAGCAACUCGAACUGACGAAAAAGAUGUGGGAAAACUUGGACGAAGAAGAACGCUCCCGUCGCGAAGAAUACGCGAAAAUGUGGAAGACGCAAAUGGUUGAUCGACUCCGAGAAGCGACAAAAGCAAAUCCAAACGUCGGCGUCUUUGCGCCCUCCUGUUACGUGCACACUAAAUUCGACAAGAUCAAAAUCGACGGCGUCGAAGCCCGUUCGGCGUUAGCCAAGUGGGUGUACGACGGCGAAAGAACCAUAGUCAUCGACGAUAAGUGCGACGCGAACGGAAAAGGUUUGUUUUGCAAUCAAUCCUGUCAAGAUACCGCGCCGCAGCUGGAAAAAACGAACGGAGGGCAAAUCGCGCCGAAUACCAUCGUGGAUAACUCUAGAAUGGGCACCGACGAAGCGCAGCGGCAAAAACAAGUGACCACCGCGAGUAGUAGUACCAAGAAACAACAACAACGACGGCGAUAA
Messenger RNA from Bathycoccus prasinos, 3234 nucleotides. RefSeq lists its product with no specific name. Gene Ontology annotation, molecular function: hydrolase activity. Lineage: Eukaryota; Viridiplantae; Chlorophyta; Mamiellophyceae; Mamiellales; Bathycoccaceae. The record is from RefSeq and is a predicted model, not a curated record. The transcript has a single exon. Bases 1 to 3234 code for a protein of 1077 amino acids.